Messenger RNA from Apodemus sylvaticus (European woodmouse), 9947 nucleotides. Its product is annotated as vitamin D 25-hydroxylase. Gene Ontology annotation, molecular function: iron ion binding; heme binding; oxidoreductase activity, acting on paired donors, with incorporation or reduction of molecular oxygen, reduced flavin or flavoprotein as one donor, and incorporation of one atom of oxygen. The transcript has 6 exons. NCBI's taxonomy places the organism in Eukaryota, Metazoa, Chordata, Mammalia, Rodentia, Muridae. The coding region runs from base 24 to 1529 and encodes 501 amino acids. Gene Ontology annotation, cellular component: cytoplasm; intracellular membrane-bounded organelle. Gene Ontology annotation, biological process: xenobiotic metabolic process. The record is from RefSeq and is a predicted model, not a curated record.
GGUUCGCAUCCCAGCCCGGGCCCAUGUUGAAGCUGCCGGGAGGCCAGGCGUGCGCUGGGGCGCUCGCGGGCGCUCUCCUGCUGCUGCUAUUCGUGCUGGUGGUCCGCCAGCUCCUGAGGCAGAGACGACCGGCGGGCUUCCCCCCGGGUCCUCCGCGGCUGCCAUUUAUCGGCAACAUCUGCUCCCUGGCCUUGUCGGCCGAUCUUCCCCACGUCUACAUGAGGAAGCAAAGCCGGGUGUAUGGCGAGAUUUUCAGUUUAGAUCUUGGAGGCAUAUCAACUGUGGUUCUAAAUGGCUAUGAUAUAGUAAAGGAAUGCCUUGUUCAUCAAAGUGAAAUUUUCGCAGAUAGACCAUGCCUUCCUUUGUUCAUGAAGAUGACAAAAAUGGGAGGCUUACUCAAUUCUAGAUAUGGCAGAGGAUGGAUUGAUCACAGAAGAUUGGCUGUUAACAGCUUUCAUUAUUUUGGAAGUGGCCAAAAAUCUUUUGAAUCUAAAAUCUUAGAAGAAACUUGGUCUUUAAUUGAUGCUAUUGAAACAUACAAAGGUAGACCUUUUGACCUCAAGCAACUGAUAACAAAUGCUGUUUCAAACAUAACUAACCUUAUCCUUUUUGGAGAACGAUUCACUUAUGAAGACACUGAUUUUCAGCACAUGAUUGAGUUAUUUAGUGAGAAUGUGGAACUAGCUGCCAGCGCUCCAGUCUUCCUUUAUAAUGCAUUUCCAUGGAUUGGCAUCUUACCUUGUGGAAAACAUCAAAGGCUAUUUAGAAAUGCAGAUGUGGUCUAUGAUUUCCUCUCCGGACUUAUUGAAAAAGCUGCAGUCAAAAGAAAGCCUCAUUUACCUCACCAUUUUGUUGAUGCCUAUUUAGAUGAGAUGGAUCAAGGUCAAAAUGAUCCUUUAUCUACAUUCUCCAAAGAGAAUCUAAUUUUUUCAGUGGGUGAACUCAUUAUUGCUGGAACUGAAACUACAACCAAUGUGCUUCGCUGGGCAAUUCUUUUCAUGGCCCUUUAUCCUAAUAUUCAAGGACAAGUUCAUAAAGAGAUUGAUUUAAUUAUGGGCCACCACAGGAGACCUUCUUGGGAAGACAAAUGCAAAAUGCCUUAUACUGAAGCAGUUUUACAUGAAGUUUUAAGAUUCUGUAAUAUAGUUCCACUGGGGAUUUUCCAUGCAACUUCUGAAGAUACAGUUGUACGUGGCUAUUCCAUUCCUAAAGGCACAACAGUCAUUACAAAUCUUUAUUCAGUUCACUUUGAUGAAAAGUACUGGAAAGACCCAGACAUGUUCUAUCCUGAGCGAUUUCUGGACAGCAAUGGAUAUUUUAUUAAAAAGGAAGCUUUGAUUCCUUUUUCUCUAGGGAGAAGACAUUGUCUUGGAGAACAGCUGGCUCGGAUGGAAAUGUUCUUGUUUUUUACAUCAUUGCUUCAGCAAUUUCAUUUGCAUUUUCCACAUGAACUAGUUCCAAACCUAAAGCCCAGGUUGGGCAUGACAUUACAACCCCAGGCCUACCUCAUCUGUGCAGAACGACGCUGAAAGUGCACAAAUGUAUUGGGGAAUAACCUUGUUGAAUCAAUAAUGGUUUUGGGCCAAAGCCACACUUUUAUAAAGCCAAGUGAACACAAAUACACUGUUUAAAAUAGUACUAGAGCAAUAGCAAGCAUUAAUUAUGUUUUUUUCAAAUUUACAUGAAUUCUUAUUGCAGAAUUUAUUGAACAGCACAGAGGUACAGGUGUUAUGAAGAUACUGAAAAGGGCCAUGUGUGCUCUAAACAAACCUUUUGCUUAGUUUAAGAUUCUUCUCAUUUGUCUUCAUCCUAAGGAACUUUACUCCCACUCCCGUAAUGGUGUGAUGUAUACCCCUACACAUAUACAUAAUUAAAAUAAUAGAAAGUCUUUUUUAAAAGUAGGAAGAACAUGGAUUUAAUUUUAAUUGUAUUAUCUGGUAAAAAUUUCCUAGUUCUCUGGUUCAAAUUAGGAGGUUUUGGCAUCUGAUAUAUUAAGAUAUUUCUAGUUCCAAGGGAAAGAAAAUCCUGGGCAGACAUAACAAUUGGAAAUUUAGAGGUAACAUGAAAGGAUUAAGGUUGGAAUAGAAUGCAUGAUUCAUGAUUUAAUUAUUUUUUUACAUCCUGAUCAAAACUUCUCUAUCCUCUCUUCCUCAGCCUUCCUUCUAAACUCACCUCUUUCCCAUGUACUCUACUUCCCCUUCUCAGGAAAGGGAAGGCCUAGAAGUUAGAUUAAGCCCCUGCUCCUACUUUAGGAGUCUCACAUGAAGAGCCAUCUGCACAACUAUUACAUAUAUACAGUGUAGGUCCAUCCCAUGCAGGCUAUCUCAUUGGCAGUUCAGUUUAUGAGCAGCUAUGGGCCCAGGUUAGUUGAUUUUGCAGGUUUUCUUAUGGUGUCCUUCACCCCUGUGGCUCCUUCAAUCCUUCAAGCUCUUCCACAGCAUUCCCCAAGCUCCACUUAAUGUUGUCCUGUGGGUGUCUGCAUCAGUUUCCAUCAGUCGCUGGGUGAAGACUCUAUAAUGACAGUUAUGCUCAGCUCCUGUAUCCAAGUAUAGCAGGAUAUCAUUAAUAGUAUAAGGACUGGGCUCCCUCUCAUGGCAUGGGUCUUAAGCUGGGCCAGUCAUUGGUUGACCCUUUCCUCAAAUUCUGCUCCAUCUUUACCUCCUCAUGUCUUAUAGGCAGGAAAAACUGUGUCUAAGGUUUUGGGGCCCUGGGAAUUUCCAUUGUCCUAAGUCUUUUGUUUCAGUGAUGCUUCCCCACCCCCAUCCAGUUAUCUCUCUCAAUACACUCUCCCUCCAUCCUCCCCCUCACCUCACCCCUCCUGUGCCCUCCGAGUCUCUUCUCUCACCCAUCCCCCCUCACAGCCUCCUCUGAUGUCUAAUCCAUUUUCCCUUCUCUAUUGUCCCACCUUGGGCCCUCCUUGUUACUUAGCUUCUUUUAGUCUUUGUUUUGUAGAUGGCUAUCCUUUACUUUAUGACUAUAUCCACUUUAUGAGUUGAGUAUAUACUAGAUAUGUCCUUCUUGGUCUGGGCUACCUCACUCGGGAUGAUUUUUUUCUAGUUCCAACCAUUUGCCUGCAAACUUCAUGAUGUCCUUUUUUUUUUUUUGAAAUAUAAUUCUUUUUAAUGUUUAUUGUUAAACCACAGUAAAGAUGAAACAUGAAAGAAGACUGUUCAUAGGAUUCCCAGACAGGGCAAGAUUCUGUUCACAUAUCUCAGGCUGUAACUCCACAAGGAAUGCCACAUUCCUUCAUCAUCUACCUCUGAAAAUAUUUAUUUUAACAAAUAAUCACUGUCACUUCCUCUCUGUGCCUCUCACCUUUAGACAUGAGGUUCUAUGUCUUUAUUCGUUGUCUGGGCUCUUGCUAUUUCAUACCUAUUCCCAUAGGGUAACUUUAAUUUCUUCCUUACUCAGCUCAAGAAUGAGCUACUUUUAUAAGUAGAAUUCUGGCACUAGCUAUUGAGAUUAAAAUUAAAUCUCACAUCAUUACUCAAACAGUAGCAGAACUGAUUUUCUCACAGGACCAUGGUGAGUACUUGCUUUUAAUAGCUGAGUAAUACUCCAUUGUGUAAAUAGACCACAUUUUCUUUAUCUAUUCUUCAGUUGAGGGAUAUCGAGGUUGUUUCCAAGUAAAGUACUUGGAAUUUUAAUAGGAAUAGUGUUGAAUCUGUAUUGCUUACAAGUAAAGCUAUUAUGAACAUAGUUUACCAAGUGUCCUUGUGGUAUGGUGGAGCUUCUUUUGGGUUUAUAUCCAGGAGUGGUAUAGCUGGUUAUUUCCAGUUUUCUGAGAAACUACAAAAUUUAUUUCCAAAGUGGAUGUACAAAUUUGCACUCCCACCACCAAUAGAGGAGUGCUCUUCUUGCUCUACCUCCUCACUAGCAUGAACUAUCCCUUGAGCUUUUGAUUUUAGUUAUUCUCACAGGUGUAAAAUGAAAUCUCAGUCAUUUUGAUUUGCAUUUUCCUGAUAACUAAGAAUUUUGAACAUUUAUGUACUUCUUAGCCAUUAGAGAUUCCUCUGUCAAGAAUUCUGUUUAAAUCUGUACCCCCAUUAUUUUAGUUGGGUUAAUGUCUAGUUUGAGCUUUUUAUAUAUUUUGUAUGUAGCCCUCUAUCUAAUGUGGAGUUAGUGAAACUCAUUUCCCUGGCUGUAGUUUGCCAUUUUAUCCUUUUGACUGUGUCCUUUGCCUUGCAGAAGCUUUUAAGUUUCAUUAGGUCCCUUUUAUUAGUUAUUUAUCUCAGUACCUGCACUGUUGGUGGUCUGCUUAGGAAGUGGUCUCCUGUGCCAGUGCAUUGAAAUCUAUUGCCCAUUUUCUCUUCUAUCAGAUUUAGUGUAUCUGUGCUUAUGUUGAGGUCUUUGGACCACUUGGACUUGAGUUUUGUGCAGAGUGAUUCAUAUGAAUCUAUCUGCAUUCUUCAGAAUGCACACAUCCAUUUGGACCAGCACCAUUUGUUGAAGAUGUACUUUGGUUUUUUGUUGGUUUUUUGUUUUGCAUUGCAUGUAAUUUUGGCUUCUUUGUCAAAAAUCAAGUGUCCAUAGAUGUGUGAAUUUGCUUCUGGUUCUCCAGUUUGAUUUCAUUGAUAAAUAUGUCUGUUUUUCUGCCAGUGCAAUGAAGUUUUUUAUUACUAUUGCACUGUAGUACAGCUUGAAAUUAGGAACGGUGAUACUUCCUGAAGUUCUUUUAUUGUACAGAAUUUCUUAGUUAACUUGGGGUUUUUGUUUUUCCAUAUGAAGUUGAAUAUUGUUCUUUAAAGGUCUAUAAAUAUUUGUGUUGGAAUUUUAAUAGGAAUUGUUUUGAAUCUGUAUUGCUUUUCGUAGGAUGGCCUUUUUUACUAGGUUAAUCAUACUGAUUCAUAAGCAUGGGAGAUCUUUCCAUCUUCUGAUAUCUUCUUCAAAGUCUUGAAAUGCAUGUCAUACAGGUGUUUCACUUCCUUGGUAAGAGUAACAAGAAGAUAUUUUAUAUUAUUUGUGGCUAGUGUGUUGUUUCCCUAAUUUCUUUCUCAGUCAAGUUAUUGUUUGUAUAUGGGAGAGCAACUGACUUUUUAAAAAAGUUUAUAUACAGGGGUUUAUCAGCUGUAGAAGUGUGCUAGUGGAAUUUUUGGGGUUACUUACGUAUACUAUCAUUUUCGAAUAGCAAUACUUUGCCUUCUUCCUUUCUAGUUUGUAUCCUUUUGAUCUCUUUUCGUUGUCUUAUUGCUCUAAAACUUCAAGUUCUAUAUUGGAUAUGGAGUCAGCCUUCACUUGUCCCUGAUUUUAGUGGAAUUGUUUUAUAUUUGUCUCUGUUGAAUUUUAUGUUGGCUAUCAACUUGCUGUAUAUUACCUUUACUGUGUUUAGGUAUUGGCCUUGUAUCCCUGAUCUCUCCAAAACUACAUUUAUCAUGAAGGGGUGUUAGAUUUUGUCAAAGUCUUUUUAAGUAUCUAGUGAGAUAUUCAUGUGGGUUUUGCUGUUGUUUUUUCAGCUUGUUUAUAUGUAGGAUUAACAAUGAUGAAUUGUCCUAUGUAGAAUCAUCUCUACAUCUUUGAUCGGAAGCCUACUUGAUCAUAGUGGACAAUGUUUUUGAUGUAUUCUUACAUUAGGUUUGUAAGUAUUUUAUUGAGUAUUUUUGCAUCAAUGUUCAUAAGGGAGAUUGGUCUGAAAAAUCUCAUUCUUGAGUCUUUGUGUGGUUUAGGUAUCAGGGUGAUGGUGGUCUCAUAAAAUGAAUUUGGCAGAAUUCUAUCUUAUGGAACAAUUUAAAGGAGACUCUUCUUUGAAGGUCUGGUGGAAUUUUGUUAAAAUAAAACCACCUUGCCUUGGGUUUUGUUGGUUGGGAGACUUUUCAUUCUAUUUUCUUAGGGUUUAUAAGUCUACUUAGUAAUUCACCCAGUAUUUUUAAGUUUCCUAAGUGGUAUUUAUCAAGAAAAUCAUCCAUUUUGUUUAGACUUCACAAUUUUGUGAAGUACAGAAAUUUUGAAACAUGACCUAAUGAUUCUUUGGAUUUCCUUGGUAUCUGUUAUGCCCUCUUUUCAUUUUUGAUUUUGUUAAUUUGGAUAUUCUCUGUGGCUUUUAGUUUGUUUGGCUAUAGGUUUCUCUACUUGAUUUUCUCUAAGAACAAACUCUGUUUCAUUGAUUCUUUAUAUUGUUUUCUCUAUUUCUAUUUUAUUGAUUUCAGUCCUGUGUGUGAUUAUUUCCUGCUAUCUAUCUAUUCCUCUUGGAUGUGUUUACUUCUUUUUGUUCUAGAACUUUCAGGUGCACUGUUUAGUUGCUAGUAUGAGAUCUCACUAAUUUCUUUAUAAAGUCACUGGUAUGAAAUUUCUUAAUACUUUGUGUCCUGAAAGUUUGAGUAUGUUGUGCAUUUAUUUUAAUUGAAUUCUAGAAUCUUUAAUUUCUUUAUUUCUUCCUUGACUCGGUGGUUAUUGCAUAGAGUUCAGUUUCAUGAGUUUGUAGGCUUUCUGUUGUUUCUAAAGUCCAGCUUUAAUCCAUGGUUGUCUGAAAAGAUACAGGGUGUUAUUUAAUUUUCUUAUAUCUGUUCAGACUUGCUUUGUGACUAAUUAUAUGGUCAAUUUUCGAGAAGGUCCUGUGACGUGCCGAGAAGAAUGCAUAUUCUUUUGUGUUGGGAUAAAAUAUUUUGUAGAUAUGUUAGGUCCAUUUGAGUCAUAACGUCUGUUAGUUCCAUUAUCUGUUUCGUUUGUAUCUGGAUGAUCUGUUAAUUGGUGAGAGUAGGGUGUUGAAGUCUCCAACAAUUAAUGUGUGUGGUUAAAUGUGUGGUUUGUUUUAGUAAUAUUUCUUUUACAAAUGAGGGUGCCAUUUGGGACAUAUUCAAAAUGGAGAGAUCAUCUUCGUAGAUUUUUCCUUUAGUAUGAAGUGUCCACCUCUUUUAAUUAAUUUUGGUUGCAAGUCUAUUUUAUUAGAUAUUAGAAUGGUUACUCUAGCUUGCUUCUUGUGUCAAUUUGCUUGGAAAAUCUUUUUCCAGCCUGUACUCUGAGGUAAUGCCUAUCUUUGAUGUUGAGGUCUGUUUUUUGAAUGCAGCUGAAUGAUGGAUCCUGUUUGCUCAUCUGUCCUGAUACUCUGUCUUUUUAUUGGGGAAUUGAGUUCAUUGUUGUUGAGAGAUAUUAAAGACCAAUGACUACUAAUUCCUGCUUUUAAAUGUUGGUGGUAGAGUAUGUGUAUCUGUAUUUUUCCUUCUUUUAGUUUUGCUGGUAUAAAUUUAUUCCCUGUGUUUUCUUCAGUACAGUUAAGGAUUAGUUUUCUUUCUAGUAUUUUCUGAACGGUUGGAUUUGUGUACAUUGUUUAAAUUUAGUUUUGUCAUGAAAUAUAUUGUUUUCUCCCUCUAUGGUGAUUGAAAGUUUUACUGUGAAUAGUAUAGUAGUCAGGGCUAUCAUCUGUGAUCUCUUCAAGACUGCAAUACAUCUGUCCAGGCCUUGCUGGCCUUUAGAGUCUCUAUUGAGAAAUUGGGUAUAAUUCUAAUAGGUCUGCAUUUAUAUAUGCUAGUUGGCCUUUUUCCCAUGCAGCUUUUAAUAUUCUUUGUUCUUUACAUUUAGUGUUUUUUAUUAUUGUGUGGCAGGGGGAUUCCCCCCCUUUUUGGUUCAAUCUACUUGGUGUUCUAGAAGCUUCUUGCAUAUAUAGGCAUCUCUUUAAAUUUUCUUCUAUGAUUUUGUUAAAAGUAUUUUCUGGGCCUUUGAGCUGGGAAUCUUUUUUCCUAUUCUUAUUAGGUUUGGUCCCUUCAGAAUGUCCCAAAUUUCCUGGAUGUUUUGUCUCAAAACCUUUUUAGAUUUAACAUUUUCCAUGACCAAAUUAUCAAUUUCUAUCAUAUCUUUACACCUGAGGUUUUUAUUCCAUCUUUUGUAUUCUAUUGGUGAUGCUUGUGCUUGUAAUUUGUUCUCUUACCUAGAUUUUCCAUCUACAGGUUUCCUUCAGUCUAUGUUUUAUUGUUUCUAUUUCCAUUUUUUAAGUCUUAAGCAAUUUUGUUCACUUUCUUCACCUAUUUGAUCGUAUUUUCCUGUAUUUCUUUAAGGGAUUUAUUCAUCUCCUCUUUAAUGAUCUCUAUCAUCUUCAUAAAAUGAGAAUUAAAGUCAUUGUGCUCCUCGGUAUGUUAGAAUAUUCAGGGCUUGCUGUAGUAAGAUAGCUAGGCUCUGGUAAUGCCAUGUUUCCCUGACUUGUAUUAUUACACUGGCAUUUAGUCAUCGAGAUUUUUGUAGUUAUUAUGGGUUUAGAUUUCUGAGUUUAUUUUUGUUGGAUGGGUGUUGGGUUUUUUUAAUGUACCUCACCCCCCCCUCCCUUGGUUUCUGUUUCCUCUCUGUCUUCUGGUCUGAGUAGCCUGGGAUUCUGGCACGAUUCCCAUAACACCAAUUAAACUUUUUGCAAACAAAGGUUAUAUUAUGCUUAUUAGAAUCAAAACAUUUUCAUAUUAUUAUGAGUUCAUUCUUCAGGCAGCAUGUAACACACAAUCCUGAUCAUGUCUUUAAGAAAAUUAAGAUAUGGUAUCACACUGUAACACUGUAGCCCAGGCUGGCUUGCUUAACAUUGUGUAUGUAUGGCGGGUGUGUGUGUGUGUGUGUGUGUGUGUGUGUGUGUGUGUGUGUGAAUGUGCAGAACAGUCGGAGGGUGGACCAGGAGGGGAAUAAAAUCUUAAGUGUGAAAAAAGAAUGAAUAAUAACUUUUAAAAAAGAAAGAAAAAGAUCCAUUUACUUGGACUUCUAAUUUUCAUCUUCUCUUUUUUACCAGUUUCUCUUAGACGUCUCCUCUACCUAGUUGUUUCAGUUCUGAUCAAGCAUUAUUACUCUCCCUAUAUUCUGACUCCACCUUGUAGCUUUCAUUAUCAAGUGAAACCAGACAUUAACCCAUCUCUCCUGAAUGCAACUAUACUAGACUACACAAGAAUGUAUCAAACCCUUCCGUUUUAAUCUGAAUUCAUCUGUUUACCCUCAAUUAUAUCCAAAAUCUAUCUCAGCCUCAGACAUUGCAUUUGCAAAUGAGAAUUCUCUUACUCUCCUUGCUAAUCAAAUCCAAUUAGUUACCAGGGAAAUUGAUUCUGUAUCCUAAAUCUUAAGACCAUUUCUAUUUCAGCCUAUAUCCCUGUAACUUAUCUAGCCAAAACUUACAAGGUUUCCCAGACUCUAAAUCUUGUUCUUUCACUGUCAAAAACAAAAAUUAAAAAUGUCAAAAGAAAAAAUUAUAAUAAAUUCAGUUAUAGAUCAUAUAAGCUUUUAUCUACCAAAUAUAAAUCAGGGCACUAUUGAGUCUACAAACUAUAGAAAGAUCUCUCCUACAAGACUGGUAGACUGGCAGGUUUUUGUAAGGUGGGAAUGAGGAAAGAGAACAACUGGAGAAGUGCAAGAGUUAGCUUUUUGUUUUGUUCUAGGUGAGCACAGGAGACUUCAUUAUUCUGCUCAAGACACUCAGAUAGACUGAAGUCGUUUUCAGCAAAACAAUGUUGGGACUCUAAUUCUCUUGACAUUUCAGUCUGGAUAUGAACAUUUUGGCUUUGUCUAGUCUAUUGGGGCCAAAGGCAGAAGAAAGAAGAAGCUCAAUCCAAACAGUGGCCUCCCACAGCUAAAUUCAGAACAGUGUUAAUGACCCCAUAGAAAGAAUGAAUCAUUUCACUCAGGUCAAAACCCUUUAGUUCCAAUUUCCUUAGGAGUAGAACUUAAAUGGCAUACCAUACUACAGAAGGCACAUCAUUAACCAUCCAUCCCUCCUCAUUAAUCAGUUCUUCUUCCUACACUAUGUUCCUACAUGCCUAAAACCCUUGGCUUCUCCAAUGUGGAAAUAGUUUCUCCUGUUGUGACCCAAUUUGUAUUGUUUCUUAUUGUUUCUCACUCCAAUCAUAUCAAAUCUUAAUUGAAUUCUUCUGCACUCAGUGUAAAAUGUUUCUUUCUCCUGAGAAGCUCUCUAUCCCUGUACUGCCUACCCCACAAACCCUUCAAAGCUGUUCAUUGUGGCUGAGCAACUAUAAUAAAGGAACCAAUUAGUUCUA